AGAAAGUCCAAAAGGCGCGGUUACCCUGAUUUUUACGGACACAAAAAACCCUUUGGCCACACUUAUCUCUGCAAAUUCAAAAAUAUCAAAAGCUACAGAAAGAAGAUAAUGGCGGUGUCCUUGGGGUUAUUCUCGGUAUUCUCAACCGGCGAGACGGCAUCGUUUGCGAAGACAGCUUCCUUCUCCUCCGUUAGGCUCGCUUCUCCGCUUGCAGCUCAUCAUGUUAAUAACUUGCGCACUGUGCGGACGGUCACUUUCGCGACGGCUUCUAAGCCGGUAGCUGAGCCGAAGAAGCGUGAACCUAGGGGAAUUAUGAAGCCGCGUAGAGUAUCGCCGGAAAUGCAGGCUUUUCUUGGUGGCAUGUCUGAAGUUCCUCGAACUCAAGCCCUCAAGUUGAUUUGGGCACACAUCAAAGCGAACGACCUUCAGGAUCCUGAAAACAAGAAGGUGAUAAUUUGUGAUGAGAAAUUGAAGACAAUUUUUGGAGGAAAGGAACGUGUUGGGUUCCUUGAGAUUGCUGGAUUGAUUAGUCCUCACUUUCUCAAAUGAUCUAUAAAGGAAAGCUUAAAAAGAGAAGUCUUUUUUUGUAAAGUAGGCUCUAGAUUAUCACAGUGCUUCUUUAUUAGUUUAGCUUAUCGAAACGUAUCUGAAGGAGCCUUAAGCUAUGAAGAUCACUCUUUUGUGAAAGUUUUGAUUUUGGUGUUCAGAUCUACAUGUGAUGGUUUUCGAUGCAAGAUUAGUAGCCAGUGGAUUGUCAAUCAUAAACACAUUGCACCUUUACAUGUAUGCUCUGUUCGGGGCAUAUUUAGAACAAAUUUCAGUACUGAACUCUGAUAUGGUCAAAUGUACUGAAUAUUAGGGUUUUUUUCCCUUGCAUAUGUAUGACAAUAUCCAGUAUAUUAUUUCUAUGUUUGAAGUUUGUGAAA
Messenger RNA from Solanum pennellii, 926 nucleotides. Its product is annotated as protein TRI1. Gene Ontology annotation, cellular component: nucleus. Lineage: Eukaryota; Viridiplantae; Streptophyta; Magnoliopsida; Solanales; Solanaceae. The transcript has 2 exons. Bases 109 to 549 code for a protein of 146 amino acids. The record is from RefSeq and is a predicted model, not a curated record.